CGCGCUGACGGGGAGCGAGCCUCGGGUCCGUGAGCGCGUUCGGGAUUGGCGCUGAGGUGGGCGCCGGCAGAGCAAACCAACCUAGGAUGGCUGAUGCAGUAGGAAAGCAGGCUCUGGCCUCUGGUUCUCAGCAGAGCAUGUCUGCAGACAGGAGGCAGCACCCUUCCCUGCCAGGCAGAUGUUUCUGGAGCCCAUGAAGCCUGAGGAGCCUUUCAUCUCUAAGAGAUCAGGAUAGUAAACGCCUGGAUCCUCAGAAGACCUGCCAGCUCAGCACAAUGUCAGGAAGCCACAUACCUUCUGCUAGUGGCCCUUUCUCAGCCUUGACUCCAAGCAUAUGGCCCCAGGAGAUCCUGGCCAAGUAUACUCAGAAGGAAGAGUCAGCAGAGCAGCCAGAGUUCUGCUACGAUGAGUUUGGUUUUCGGGUGGACAAAGAAGGUGCUGAACCUGGAUCCAGCUCCCUGAUUGGGGCUUCUCUGGUGGAAGAUCCGCCGCAGAGGCUGCGGUGGCAGGCCCACCUAGAGUUCACCCACAAUCAUGACGUGGGGGACCUCACUUGGGACAAGAUUGCAGUCUCCUUGCCCCGCUCUGAGAAGCUCCGCUCCCUGGUGCUGGCUGGCAUUCCACAUGGCAUGAGACCCCAGCUGUGGAUGCGGCUCUCUGGGGCCUUGCAGAAGAAGAGGAACUCCGAGCUGUCCUACCGUGAGAUCGUGAAGAACAGCUCUAAUGAUGAGACUGUUGCUGCCAAACAGAUCGAGAAAGAUUUGUUGCGCACCAUGCCCAGCAAUGCCUGCUUUGCCAACGUGAACAGCAUCGGGGUGCCCCGUCUGCGCAGAGUCCUGCGAGCACUGGCCUGGCUCUACCCAGAGAUUGGCUACUGCCAGGGCACGGGCAUGGUGGCUGCCUGCCUCCUGCUGUUCCUGGAGGAGGAGGAUGCAUUCUGGAUGAUGUGUGCCAUCAUUGAGGACCUGCUCCCUGCCUCCUACUUCAGCACCACCUUGUUGGGCGUUCAGACUGACCAGCGAGUCCUGCGCCAUCUCAUCGUCCAGUACCUGCCUCGUUUGGACAAGCUGCUCCAGGAACACGACAUUGAGCUGUCUCUGAUCACGCUGCAUUGGUUCCUCACGGCUUUUGCCAGCGUGGUGCACAUCAAGCUGCUGCUGCGCAUCUGGGACCUGUUUUUCUACGAGGGUUCCCUGGUGCUGUUCCAGACCACGCUGGGCAUGCUGCGCCUCAAGGAGGAAGAACUGAUCCAGUCCGAGAACUCUGCCUCCAUCUUCAACACACUGUCAGACAUCCCAUCACAGAUUGGAGAUGCAGAGCUGCUCCUGGGGGAAGCCAUGCGACUGGCCGGCUCCCUCACUGAUGUGGCUGUGGAGACCCAACGCCGCAAGCAUUUGGCCUACCUCAUUGCAGACCAGGGCCAGCUCCUGGGAACUGGCACUGCUGCCAACCUCUCUCAGGUUGUUCGGCGUAGGACCCAGCGGAGGAAGUCGGCCAUCACCUCCCUGCUCUUUGGAGAGGAUGACCUGGAGGCCCUUAAGGCCAAGAACAUCAAGCAGACAGAACUGGUGGCUGACCUCCGAGAGGCCAUCCUGCGCGUGGCACGCCAUUUCCAGUGCAUAGACCCCAAAAACUGCAGUGUGGAGCUGACCCCAGACUACAGCAUGGAGAGCCACCAGCGGGACCAUGAGAACUAUGUGGCAUGUUCACGCAGUCACCGGCGUCGAGCAAAGGCCCUGCUAGACUUUGAACGACACGAUGAUGAUGAGCUGGGCUUCCGCAGGAAUGACAUCAUCACGAUCGUGUCUCAGAAGGACGAGCACUGCUGGGUGGGAGAGCUCAACGGCCUGAGAGGCUGGUUCCCAGCCAAGUUUGUGGAAGUCCUAGACGAACGGAGCAAAGAGUACUCCAUUGCGGGGGAUGAUUCAGUGACGGAGGGGGUCACAGACCUUGUGCGAGGGACCCUCUGCCCAGCCCUCAAGGCCUUGUUUGAACAUGGACUGAAGAGGCCAUCCUUGCUCGGGGGUGCUUGCCACCCCUGGCUGUUCAUUGAGGAGGCAGCAGGCCGGGAGGUGGAGAGAGACUUUGACUCGGUGUAUUCCCGCCUGGUACUCUGUAAGACCUACAGGUUGGACGAGGAUGGCAAAGUCCUGACCCCAGAGGAGCUGCUCUACCGGGCUGUGCAGUCUGUGAACGUGACCCACGAUGCGGCACACGCACAAAUGGAUGUCAAGCUCCGCUCACUGAUCUGCGUGGGGCUCAAUGAGCAGGUGCUGCACCUGUGGCUGGAGGUGCUCUGCUCCAGCCUACCCACUGUGGAGAAAUGGUAUCAGCCCUGGUCCUUCCUGCGCAGCCCUGGCUGGGUCCAGAUCAAGUGCGAGCUCCGGGUCCUCUGCUGUUUUGCCUUCAGCCUGUCCCAGGACUGGGAGCUCCCUGCAAAGAGAGAGGAAGAGAGGCAGCCACUCAAGGAGGGUGUUCAGGACAUGCUGGUGAAGCACCACCUUUUCAGCUGGGACAUAGAUGGGUGAUGCUUCUGCAGCCGCCCUCUCAGGCCCAGGCCUCCCCCAGCCAGGCCCUUCCUUCAAACAGGAAGAGAGUGGUACCACCUGCUAAGCUGUGGGGUCCAGGGAAGGAGAAAACUCCAGAGCCAUGUCUGGGCCCAUGACCAGGGUUCAGGAUUUCUUACUACAGGUUCCCACUGUUGGCAGGAGGAGGGUGCCCAGCUCAGCCUUUCCCUCCCAGGGUCCUAAGGAAGCCCUGGCCAGCUGCACAGUUCAUAUUAACCAAAAACCUUAUGAGGUGGUGGUGAGCUGCAUCUGUUGUCUUUGCUCAGGAAGCAGGGGUGUUUAAUGGCAGAUAAAGACCCCUUGACCUCUGGUUUUGUUUGUAAAUAAACAACUCUUUUAAGAAAA
Molecule: messenger RNA, 2912 nt
Organism: Ictidomys tridecemlineatus (thirteen-lined ground squirrel)
Lineage: Eukaryota; Metazoa; Chordata; Mammalia; Rodentia; Sciuridae
Gene: Sgsm3
Product: small G protein signaling modulator 3
Biological process (GO): regulation of GTPase activity
Molecular function (GO): GTPase activator activity; small GTPase binding
Source: RefSeq, a predicted model, not a curated record